Messenger RNA from Hypomesus transpacificus, 4643 nucleotides. RefSeq names its product leucine-rich repeats and immunoglobulin-like domains 2 (gene lrig2). The record is from RefSeq and is a predicted model, not a curated record. Gene Ontology annotation, molecular function: protein binding. The coding region runs from base 1432 to 4539 and encodes 1035 amino acids. NCBI's taxonomy places the organism in Eukaryota, Metazoa, Chordata, Actinopteri, Osmeriformes, Osmeridae. The transcript is spliced from 18 exons.
UGUUGCGUUUGUUUGAAUUAUGAAACUAAUCUAACUCCAUAGAGGUGGACCUCGUCGCCUAGACUUACAUUUACCUCUACAGGUGAGACAUGUUUUCCAUUUCUUGUAAAUUGGACAAAAAUGCACUACAGUGCUACUCGCCAGUUAGCUAGCUGUAGCUCAAUAAAAAAGUGUAGCUUGUAUUUUAGGCUGACUGGUUUGCUAGUUCUCCUAGACAGAAUGUGCGUUCUAUGGUACAUUUCUUUUCUAAUCGAAUAAUUUGCCGAAUAACCUUGUCAGUUAACUAAAGUCUGGUUAUUAGAAAGCUAACCCACGGUUAGGCUAGUCAAUCUUUCUUGGCGGUAGGCACAAACUAAUCUUGACUUUUUGGUGCUGCCCUUAUUUCACGGGGGUACGAGAAAGAAAAUCCCCCCCGGGACGCUACCAGGACGUGCGAUAUGCACCUGUUUCCACCACAAAUGACCAUUGCACAGACUCGCACUCGCUCUAAAUAAAAAAUUCCCGAAUUCCGGGAGAUUUUACAGCAUUUGCGGGCAUCCGGGAGCCGCCAUUGAAAUGCGGGAGACUUCCGGAACUUCCGCGAUACUUGGGAUGUCUGCACUCACACACACUCUGAUUUCUUCCUCCAUAGUUGGACCACUUGGCAUAUGCCGCAAAAAGUUGCCUCAAAACCAAAAACGUACACACCAAUUGUUGUUACGCUUAAUAGCUGAAAAUACACAAGAUCGUUGGAAAAAAAAUAAAGCUUGUAGGUUUAAGGUUAUAGUUUAGUAGGUUUCCCAAAGUUUAAAAGCAUCUGAGCUUUUACGUUCCUGCAGGAACUUGUCUGUCAAUCACAAGUAAACGUCAAUCCAAUCAGGUAAGAGGGCUCGCUUGACGAACAUGCAGACGGACCAAUAGGACACCGGUAAACAAGCUGCUGGAGGGGGUUGGACGGGGUAUCCAUGUCAGCAACGCAAGGCGCUUUUGUUGUUUCACCGAAGGAACGCUACCCGGGGAUAUGCAAUGUCUAAAGUCAUAGGAUUUAAAUGAAACUGCACGAUUUAGGUUUAACAGGCUGAAAGAUAGUCUCAUACUUAAUAUACACUGUGAAAAACAAUGACAGCUUGGUUUCGUUGAAGAAGGUUAGCUAAUGUUAGCUCUGCUAGCAACUUCAGGAGUUCUUCCGAGAUUUGAAGCGGAAGGAAGCGAUCCAAGAAGGCAGGGAAGGAGGAGAAAUCAGUGCUGUGAUGCUGCUCGCAAGUUGGACAAAUGUGUUCCACGGUGAAAAACAAGCGAUGGGCCUUACGACUUCUGUAGCAUCAUGUAUACAUAUGAUUAAUAUCAAGUUAUAAGGGUUAUUUGGUGUCGUUGAAACGUUUUGUCACUCUGUUGUUGGCUAACCAAUAGCCACGUAUUGAUAGCAAAGCUAGUUAGCAUUCAGCUAGUAAGAUGGCGGAAGGCUGGACCGUCCACCAGGCCGUACUAGUCUUCUCGUUGAUGAGUCUGACUGCACUGGGACUGGAGUCCUGUCCGCCUCCAUGUUCGUGUCGGUUGGGAUCUGACGAGGUCCAUGUCUUGGAUUGCAGUAGGAAAAAGUUGUCGGUGCCACCCCUGGAUCUACCGGAUGGAAUAACUCAUGUAUCGUUGAAUCACAAUGACCUGAUAGCUGUCCCUUAUUUAGGGGACGUGACGUCUAACAUCACCAGUCUGAGUCUGGUCCACAACCGGAUCUCUGAGCUGGCCACGCUUCUUCUCCAGCCGUACGUGUCCCUGGAAACCCUGGAUCUCUCCUCCAACUCUCUCUCUGAGAUCAAGGCUGGGGCUUUUCCAUCUAUGCAGCUGAAAUAUCUGAACUUGAGCAACAACAAGAUCAGUUUGCUGGAGCCCGGCUGCUUUGACAACAUCUCUAGCAGCCUGCUGGUCCUCAGGCUGAACAGGAACAGGAUCGCCCUGCUGCCCUACAAGGUGUUCAGGCUGCCGCGGCUGCAGCUGCUGGAGUUCAAGCGCAACAAGAUCAAGAUGGUGGACAGUCUGAUCUUUAAAGGGAUGGAGGCCCUGAAGACUCUGAAGAUGCAGAGGAACGGCAUCACUAAGCUUAUGGACGGAGCCUUCUUCGGCCUCAACAACAUCGAAGAGCUAGAGCUGGAGCAUAACAACCUGACAGAGGUCAACAAGGGCUGGCUGUACGGUCUGCGGAGACUUCGCCUGCUGAGGAUCAGUCACAACAGCCUUACCCUCCUCCGUCCCGACUCCUGGGAGUUCUGCCACAACCUGGAGGAGCUAGACCUGUCCUUCAACCACAUGAGCCGUCUGGAGGGGACGGCGCUGGCUGGGCUGGCCCAACUACAGAGCCUUAACCUGGGGGACAACGCUCUCACUCACCUGGGGGAAGGAGCCUUCAGCAGCCUGGCCAGCCUGCGCACCCUAGACAUCAGGAACAAUGAGAUCUCCUGGGCCAUCGAGGACUCUGUUGGUGUGUUUGUAGGGAUGAAGAAGCUCACCACCCUGAUUCUACAGCAGAACAAGAUCAAGUCCAUCACUAAGAAGGCCUUCGACGGCCUGGACGAGCUGGAACACCUAGACCUGAGUAAGAAUGGGAUAAUGUCCAUCCAUCCGGAGGCUGUGGCCCACAUGCACCUGAAGGAGUUUCUCCUGAACAGCAGCAGUCUGUUGUGUGACUGUCUGCUGCAGUGGCUGUCUCCCUGGCUGUCUGGCCAGCCCUUCCAAGGCUCUGUGAGGGCUGUUUGUGCCUACCCGUCCCCCCUGCAGGGCCAGAGCCUGCUGGAGGUGGCCCCAGGCCUGUUGCUCUGUGACGACUUCCCCAAGCCCCUGAUCACCACCCACCCAGAGUCGUCCACCGUCCUGAGAGGGACCAACGUGACCCUGAGCUGCCUGGCGGCCAGCAGCAGCGACUCCCCCAUGGCCGCGGCCUGGAGGAGGGACGGGGAGCUGCUGUACGAGCCGGAGGUGCAGACCUACGCUCGCUUCCAGGACGGCCAGCUCCUCCACUCCUCCCUCCUCCACCUGCUCCACGUCAACUUCACAGACGAGGGGCGGUACCAGUGUGUCGUCUCCAACCACUUUGGCUCCAACUACUCCAACAGGGCCAGGCUCACUGUGAACGAGCUGCCCUCCUUCCUAAAGACACCCAUGGAUCUGACCCUGCGUACGGGCACCAUGGCGAGGCUGGAGUGUGCAGCGGAGGGCCACCCCGCGCCCCAGAUCGCCUGGCAGAAGGACGGAGGCACGGACUUCCCUGCCGCACGUGAGCGCAGGAUGCACGUGAUGCCCGAUGACGACAUCUUCUUCAUCGCCAACGUGAAGACGGAGGACAUGGGCGUCUACAGCUGCACUGCCCAGAACACAGCAGGCAGCCUGUCUGCCAACGCCACCCUCACUGUGCUGGAGACCCCGUCCCUCCUGCGCCCCCUGGAGGACAGGGUGGUGGCCCGCGGGGAGACGGCCGUGCUGCAGUGCAUCGCGGGGGGGAGCCCCGCUCCCCGCAUCAACUGGACCAAAGACGACGGCCCAUUGGUCCUGACGGAGCGCCACUUUUUUGCGGCGGCCAAUCAGCUGCUGAUCAUCGUGGAGGCGGGCCCGGGGGAUGCGGGCAGGUACACCUGCAGCAUGUCCAACACGCUGGGGACAGAGCGAGGGCAGGUGUACCUGGGCGUGGCCCCACAGGCAGGCUGCGAGGCGGGGGAUGCAGACGGCUGGGCCACCGUGGGCAUCGUGGUGAUGGUGGUGGUCAGCUGUGUGGUGGGAACCUCACUGGUCUGGGUCAUCGUCAUAUACCACAUGAGGAGGAGGGGAGAGGAUUACAGCAUCACCAACACAGAUGAGCUGACCCUGCCUGCAGACAUCCCCAGCUACCUGUCCUCUCAGGGGACUCUGUCAGAGCCGGUGGAGGGAUACAGCAACUCAGAGGCCGGAUCACACCAGCAGCUCAUGCCCCCCCUCUCCAACACACACACUCACAAGGGCACUGACGGUGUGUGUUACGGAGACACGGGCAGCGAGGUGGAGGCGGAGCCUAGCAGAGGGAGCUCUCUGUUCACGGGCAGCGAGGUGGAGGCGGAGCCUAGCAGAGGGAGCUCUCUGUUCACGGGCAGCUUUUAUCCUGGAGAGACUGAAGGGCUGGGGGGGGGCGCUGCAGGCCCACUGGUUACCUGCUCUGACUGCUACGAUAACGGCAGCAUGUACUCCCGGCCUCGUGAGUCCUGCCCCUUCCUGUCUGAGGAGGACGCUCUGGAGCAGGCCCUGCCCCCCCGGCCCCCCGGGGGCCCCCACCACGCCCCCCGCCACACCCCAGACAGCAGCCAGGACCCCUCCCUGUGCCGGGGGGCCGGGGGGGCCGGGGGGCACCCUCAGCACAGCUGCAGCGAAGUUUCCUCACGGUCCUUCUGGGCGGAGGGACGUGACCCGACCCUGCAGGCCCCCCCCCAGCCGCCCGGCCCCCGCGGGGCCCCCCCACCUGGACUGGCCAGUGGUGAGGGGCAGGAGGAGGGGGGGGGCGGCCCCCAAUACAUACUACAGAAGUGCCUCUUACAGGACUAACUCUAAGGAGGAGACCUGCCCUACAUAAGCCCCUCACACACACCCACCACAUCCACACCCUCCACAUCCACACACCGUCCACAUCCACACACACCCUCCACAAA